Messenger RNA from Kazachstania africana CBS 2517, 186 nucleotides. It is a transcript of the gene COX7, whose product is annotated as cytochrome c oxidase subunit VII. Bases 1 to 186 code for a protein of 61 amino acids. NCBI's taxonomy places the organism in Eukaryota, Fungi, Ascomycota, Saccharomycetes, Saccharomycetales, Saccharomycetaceae. The record is from RefSeq and is a predicted model, not a curated record. The transcript has a single exon.
AUGCCUAAAAAUAGGAUUAUUGAAUUACAAAAGAUAUUUCAGUCCUCGACGAAACCUCUGUGGUGGAGGCAUCCAAGAUCUCCAUAUCUAUUAUAUCCAUUUUAUGGACUAUUUGCAGUAGCAGUUGUUACUCCAUUACUAUAUAUUCCUAAUGCGAUUAGAGGUAUAAAAGCAGAAAAGAAGUGA